Molecule: messenger RNA, 1123 nt
Organism: Mytilus californianus (California mussel)
Lineage: Eukaryota; Metazoa; Mollusca; Bivalvia; Mytilida; Mytilidae
Exons: 2
Coding region: 53-1123 (356 amino acids)
Source: RefSeq, a predicted model, not a curated record
CAACACCAUUGUAACAUACUGCAAAGGAAGUAUUCAUGGAUUUCCUAAAAUUAUGGUUGUUUUAACGCACAAAGAUCAGGUAACAGCUAAUGAAGUUGAACAAAGACGACAUGACAUAUUUGGAGAAAUCUACAAGAUGUUUCACAAAAAUCCAUUGAUGCAACAAUUGGUGAUUGAUGAUGAAAUAUUUGUAAACGCUAAAGACAAAUAUGACCCAGAAAUGGCGAAGAUUAAAGUUGCUAUCAUCAGGGAAUUAGAGAGGCAACCAACAUGGGGAGAACCACUUCCAAAGUGCUUUAUCCCGUUAGAGUUAGAAUUUGCGUCGUUAAUCAGACGCAACAUCCCUCUAAUUACACUUGAACAUCUAAAGAAAAUAAACUCAUUGCAGCCAAUUAGACCGUUGUCAGAAGCUGAAUUGAAGGUAUUUCUGAAAUUUCAACAUUCUAUUGGCAAGUUAUUGUACUUCAAUGAACAUAAAUUGAACGACCGUAUCAUUUUGUCUCCCACUCUUCUUAUCGAUACAUUCAAAUCAAUUGUUACAGAUAGGCAAUUUUGUGAAGGGAACAAGAAAAGAGAAGAAAUAUGGGAUGCAAUGGGAAAGACAGGGGUGGUAUCAAAACAAGCAAUAGAAGGCGUUUGGAAGGGAAAGAAAUAUGUAAAAUUUUACGAAGACAAAGAUUAUCUAUUAAAUGUCAUGACCCAUCUUGAUAUACUGGUUGAACCAAAGAGAUAUGGUUCUGAUCACAACCGCAUACCUGCUGACUUUUAUUAUAUCGCAAGUAUGGUACGAGCUAUAGAUGAUUCUGGAUACCUUCAAUCCACUGACAUCACUAAACGAAAUAUUGCCAUAGCCUUUAUAACGUCUUCCAUGAUGAUACCCCAAGCAUUAUCAUUUAGAUUCAUCAGUUACUGUCUGUAUGUUUGGGCGGUACAGACAUAUGGAGAGACCAAACGGGACAUGCUGUUCCAUAGGUCAGGAGUUUUCAAUGUUGAUCCUUCCGUAGAUAUGUACAUUCUCUGUGAAGAUGAGAGGAUUGUUGUCCGUCUUUUUCAUGCUGAAACAAACACACUUAUAAUGAGGGAUAUGGCGUCCAGUGUAAACGAAUGUUUAGUAUCUGCUUAG